AUGCGUCCAACUAAAUAAUAGGAUUAUUAAUUAAUAACACCUCGAUCUCCAGAAAGGAUUCUCAAAAGAAGAAUAUUAAAUAAUUAAUCAUAAUAUUUAAUUAAGUGGAAAAGUUCAGAAUAAACUACUUGGGAAAAUGAAGAAAAUGUUAGAAGAUCAAUUUUAGAAGAGUUCAAUUAAAAUUAACAAUCGUUUUAAGAUUAAAAAUAAAAAAAUCUAAAAAAUGUAGCUUAACAAUUACCUGUAAUGUAAUAAGUAUAACAAAGUCUUAAACAUCCAAGUUAUUCUGAAGAACUUCUUUUAAAUAAAUAAAAAGAAAUGGCAUAAAAAUUUUGUAGUUCUUAUCCUUAAAAAUUUGAUGAAAUUGAUAGUGUUCAUUUAUUAUUAACAAAUGAAGAAUGUUUAUUUGAAGUUAAAUGGAAACCUAGAACAGAUGGAGUAGUUCCUAUUUCUGAUUUUUAUUAAUAUGAUUAAUUUAAAUUGGCUGCUCCAUUACUUUUUAUGAAUUUUUUAGAGAGUUGUAUAGUAGGACAUUAAAAUAAUCCAGAUAUUAAAUUUUAUGCUCCUGGAAAAGAUAAUGUAGAAAGAGCAUUAUUGAUUAAGAAAAUACUACUAAGAAAUCCUAAAUAUACAGAUUCUAAUAAGUAAGCUACUUAUAUUACUGUCGAAGAAUAAAAAUAAUCAGAUCUUCCAAUUUAACAAUAGAAUAAAAAUACAAUUAUUAAUAUUACUUAAUCUGAACACAAAAAAACUAUUUUAAAUUAACAUACAGAAUUAUAAGAUAAAAAUUAAAGCUCUUAAUUUGAAAGUGAAAAGAAAAAUCAAAUCAUUCUAUAAGAAUCAUCAGAAGUUUAAUAAUAAUUAGAUUCAAAUUCAUAAUAAGAAUUAUAAUAAUAAUAAUAAUCUAAUGAUGGAAGAGAACCUGGAGAAAUGGUAGAUCCUGAGGACAAUUAAUAAAAUGAUGAAUAAAUGGAAUAAAGAUCUAUUUCUUUAGAACCUUAAAAAUGA
This is a messenger RNA of Paramecium sonneborni, 1008 nucleotides long. Lineage: Eukaryota; Ciliophora; Oligohymenophorea; Peniculida; Parameciidae. The record is from the annotation of a GenBank genome assembly.